Messenger RNA from Emiliania huxleyi CCMP1516, 2118 nucleotides. RefSeq lists its product as hypothetical. The transcript has 8 exons. Gene Ontology annotation, molecular function: arabinosyltransferase activity. The record is from RefSeq and is a predicted model, not a curated record. Gene Ontology annotation, biological process: cell wall pectin biosynthetic process. Lineage: Eukaryota; Haptophyta; Isochrysidales; Noelaerhabdaceae. Bases 1 to 2118 code for a protein of 705 amino acids. Gene Ontology annotation, cellular component: Golgi apparatus.
AUGCCUCGCACCUCCUCCAGCAUCUCCGAAGGUCGCUUUCCCAUCUGGCUUGUGUUUCUCCCGUUCGCACUGGUCGGCAUCGUCAACGUUGCCCGUGCGCCGAGCCACGCGCCCGUGGUCUCGCGCCGGCAGCUAGCCCUCCAGAGGAGCCGUCAAAAGCCGCCGGAUAGUGGAUGGGCAGCUGUAGAGACAUCCCGCAGCUCUGCCGCGCUGUCCUCGGAGGAGGCCACCAGGAUUGCUCUCGAGAAGGGCUCGCAACGAGUGCGCGCAGCGGCCGCGGCCGUUUCGUCGCCGGUGCGUGGCGUCGUCACCGCCGAGGCACUCGACGCUGUCCUGCCAAAGGGGGCCGUCGUGUGGCUUACCUUUAGCAACGCCGCCUACCUUCACUUUGCGCAGAACUUCUACCUCUCCUGCGCGGCCGUCGGACGGGCGCACCAGCUCGCCAUUGCUGCGCUCGACCCUCCCUCGCUCUCGAGCUGGGCAGGGCUCGGUGUUCCGGUACUCAAUUUCUCCGUCUUCGGAGAUGCGUCCGACUUCCGCGGCAUCGGCGCCGACCAGGCGCGCUUCCGGCGGAUGGGCGCGAUGAAGGUCGCCGCCUUCCUCUCCCUCCUCCGGCGCGGCCGCCCCGUCCUCUGCAGCGACGUCGACACGGUCUGGCUCGCCGACCCGGAGCCCUUCCUGCGCUCGCGCGCCGCCGCGGCGGACAUCGCUGUCACGAGCGACUGCCUCUCGCGCGAGGCAGACGCGAACAAGCGCGGCGACUCGAGGCGCUUCGACCCCAAGGGCGUCUGGUUCUGCGGGCACAACCCUCAGAACCUCUACGGAGACUGCAAGUCACUCCUCCUCACCACUGCUACCCACUCCUCAGGCGUCCUCUUCCUCAACCCGACGCCGCGAACCCUCACGCUGGCGGAGCGGCACCUCGAGGACCAGCGCGCCUUCAACAUGCUCGCUGUCUACCAUGUCUACCCCGUUGAUGAGAACCAGGCGUUCUACCCCGUCGUCGCGGCACCGCCUGCCGCCGAGACGGGCGAGAUCGUGCUAGCCGCCAACCGCUCGCUGUGGCUGAUGCCGCUCCCCGCCGGCCUCUUCUGCGGCGGCCACACUUUCUUCGUGCAGCAAAGCGGCGAGCGGCGCGGCUGCCUCAACGUGCACAUCACCUUCACCGAGGGGGGCGUGCACGGCAAGCUCUGGCGGCUGCGCGAGGCGGGGCUGUGGGGCCUCGAGCCCGAACAGUACUACGACGAGGGGCGGUACCUCUCCUUCCGCCCGCCGCCCGUGCCGGCAGGACCGCUGCCCGCCGCGCGCGUCGAGCCGUACGACGACGAGAGCCGCUGCGUCAAGGAGGUGCGGCAGUACGACGACAAGGAGGGGCUGCACGGCGUAACGAUUCAGGAGGCGAUCGCGCAGUCCCCGCGGCUGCAGGCACACCUCCGCAUGGCCGACCGCUACCUCGUCGCGCUGCGCGACGGCAUGGCUGCGGCGUGGCUGCUCAACCGCACCUUCGUCUUCCCGCAGUUCGCGUGCCUCUGCGACCGGAGCGAGUGGCCCGACGUGAUGCCGACCUGCCGGCUGGAGAACUCAGACCUCGAGUUCCCCUUCCGCUGCCCGCUCAACUUCCUCCUCAACGUGCACUUCAUGCAGGGCAUCGAGAACGGGCUGCAGGGCCGGCGCGGCCUACCGUACCGCGAGCACUCCUUCCUCACCCACCCUUGGCUGAGCCGCCGGCUGCGCGAGUCGCGCACAGAGGUGCGGUUUCGGAGCGACGCGCCGUCGGCGGCGGCCCCGGGGCUGGUCGAACUCCCGCGAGGUGCGACCGACGCCGAGGUGCUCGCCGCCCUCGGGCCGGGCACAGUCGCCGCCGGCUCGGCCGUGAUCAUGCUCUCCGAGGCGGAGGACGUGCUGGGCGGCUUCGAGGACGCGGCGACGGGGGCGUACGUGCGCAGCCUGCUCGACCAAAAGGUGCUCUACGGCAGCUGGUGCUGCUCGAGGACCAACUUUCACCGCCCAGGCGCCACCGCCUUCUAUACGAAGCCCGCAGAGCUCCCGCUCGGCGUGCGUGCCACGGCCGUGCGAGAGGCGCGCUCGUGGCGUUUGCCGCUGAAGGGGGAAUUUUAA